AUGGAUUCCUCUCAGCAAACACUUGUUUCUCAAAGAAAACACAAUGAUCAUUAUCUCAAAGAAAUUAACAAUCAUUCUCCAACAGUUCAUCAAUUAACAAUUUUGGAAACUCAAAAUAGUCCUCCAACACCUUCUUCAAUCGUUCAUCAACAAGUUUUUCCUCCUAAAAACUCGGAAUCCGUUUGGAGCACUGUCAAGGAGAUAUUAAUGAAUUACAUUCGAAUAUUCUUUGACUCAAAACUCUUAGCAGCGAUAUGUUGUCACCUGUCAUGUUUUUGUUUAAUUUUGAAUGCAUUGGUGUUUUGUGUGGCACAUAAUGAAUAUGGAACGAGUGUGCAUAUGAAUGUAGCUGCUUUACUUGCUUCCUUAUCCUUCCUUUGCACAGGUUUAAUUCCUCUGUCAGGUACAUUUAUGGAAUUGUUGUUAACAUUGAAACACCAAAACGCAACUAUAUCCAUUCACGCCUUAAUCGAAACAUUAACUUUUUCAAAUUUAAGUUCACUCGAUAUUUUACUUUAUUUAAUUCCUGGAACUGCCUAUCUCUUCUAUGAAGUCAUUACAGAAAUUGCUUAUAUGAGUUCAAGCAAUGUCUAUUGGGACACAUUAUUCUCACGAAUGUUCAAACAUCGAAUUGGAGGAUAUAUUCUCUCGUUUGUAAUGUGGGGAUUUUGUUAUGUUUUAUUUUCUGAAGAUGCUUUUCGAGAUUGUUAUGGAAUUUCAAUGUUCGGCUUAAAGAAGAAAAUUCGAACGUUGCUGAAAGUCAAUUUAUAA
This is a messenger RNA of Naegleria fowleri, 771 nucleotides long. RefSeq lists its product as uncharacterized. The record is from RefSeq and is a predicted model, not a curated record. The transcript has 4 exons. Lineage: Eukaryota; Heterolobosea; Eutetramitea; Acrasida; Naegleriidae. The coding region runs from base 1 to 771 and encodes 256 amino acids.